AUGGCAACGAAUACCAUCACAGCGCCGGCGGUCUUAUCGAUUCCCCAGUGGACUCCUGUGCCUGAGACCCAGUAUGACUUGGACUGGGCUGAUUUGGUGACACUGGAUCUUUCCAAGUUCGACACUCUGGGUGGUAAGGAGGUAUUAGCCCAGCAACUUUCCGAUGCCGUGAAUAGGAUCGGAUUCUUCUACAUUACUCACUUUGGCUUGACACAAGAGCAAGUCGACAGGCAAUUCAGCCUAUGCAAACAAGUCUUCGACCUGCCCGAGACCGAGAAGAUCCGGUAUCGCGCGGACCUUGAGAAUGGAGGGUACAAUGGGUACAAGCCGGCGGGACUGCGUGAGCUGAAGCCGGGCAUCAAGGACAAUACCGAGAUCUACAACAUUCCGAAAUUCACGCCCGAGUAUGCUCGAGACCACCCAGCCGUGAUUCGCGAGCAUUGGGACGAGAUCGAGCGGUUUGCAAGACACGUCCAUUUCGAAAUCGUGCGGAAGUUGCUGGUGUUGUUUGCACUCGUGCUUAAACUGCCGGAGGACCAUUUUCUGAAUAUCCAUCGCUAUCCAGAAAACAGCGACUGUCAUUUCCGGUACAUGAAAUACCACAGGCGCACUGCUCAGCAAAAUGCAGACCUGGAUAAUGUCUGGGCUAAGGGCCACACGGAUUUCGGGAGUCUUACUCUUCUAUUCCGACAACCCGUGGCUGCCCUUCAAGUCCGCACCCCAGAGGGGCAAUGGAAAUACGUGAAACCGUAUCCCGAAAGCAUCACGGUGAACAUCGCCGAUGCAUUGCAAUUCCUGACAAAUGGGUUUCUCAAGAGCAGUAUCCACCGUGUUGUUGCGCCGCCGCCGGAUCAGGCUGAUCUCGAUCGCUACGGAGUGUUGUACUUCGUGCGACCGGAGGAUGAUACAGAAUUGGUGCCGCUUGACAACAGCCCCGUCCUCAAGCGUCUUGGAUACGAUCAGACCUUGGACUCGGCGACGGUCGGUCUUACGGCCGGCGAAUGGGUCAAGGCUCGAGUGGCUCGGAACGUCAGUCGAGUGGGCAAAGAAGAGGAGUCCAUCAUCAAAGGUGUCAAGGCGAGAUAUUAUGAUUGA
Capronia coronata CBS 617.96 is the source of this 1095-nucleotide messenger RNA. RefSeq lists its product as uncharacterized. Gene Ontology annotation, molecular function: dioxygenase activity. The coding region runs from base 1 to 1095 and encodes 364 amino acids. The record is from RefSeq and is a predicted model, not a curated record. The transcript is spliced from 4 exons. Lineage: Eukaryota; Fungi; Ascomycota; Eurotiomycetes; Chaetothyriales; Herpotrichiellaceae.